This is a messenger RNA of Suncus etruscus (white-toothed pygmy shrew), 2739 nucleotides long. RefSeq names its product exocyst complex component 3 (gene EXOC3). Gene Ontology annotation, cellular component: exocyst. Lineage: Eukaryota; Metazoa; Chordata; Mammalia; Eulipotyphla; Soricidae. Gene Ontology annotation, molecular function: SNARE binding. The transcript is spliced from 12 exons. Bases 320 to 2557 code for a protein of 745 amino acids. Gene Ontology annotation, biological process: exocytosis; exocyst localization. The record is from RefSeq and is a predicted model, not a curated record.
CUGGGCGGGGUGGUGGCAUCUAGGGAGGAUCUGAGGGUGGAAGGGGGAGCCUGACGGUGGGAGGUGGGUGCAAGGGGUACCAGCUAGCUGGGGUACCCGAGGGAGACCUGCCAGCCAGCCAGGUAGCGGAGGACUGGGACCUGCAGUCCGCUGCCUUCUUUGGCCGCAGUAGCAGCGGAUGCUCCCCAGGAGGUGGAUCCCCGCUCCGCUGCAGCUGUUGGGGUCUCUAAGAGCCUUCCUGAGCCCUGUAUCUCCGACCCACACACACCUCUAGGGCCGGCACUUCUGACCCCAGCCCCCAGUGCAGCCGCUGGGCACCAUGAAGGAGACAGACCGCGAGGCGAUGGGCACGGCGGUGCAGCGGGUGGCGGGCAUGCUGCAGCGUCCUGACCAGCUGGACAAGGUGGAGCAGUACCGCCGCCGUGAGGCCCGCAAGAAGGCAUCGGUGGAGGCGCGGCUCAAGGCUGCCAUCCAAUCACAGCUGGAUGGGGUGCGCACGGGCCUGAGCCAGCUGCACAGUGCCCUCACCGACGUCAAGGACAUCCAGAGGUCCUUGGCUGAUGUUAGCACAGACUGGAGGCAGAGCAUCAACACGAUUGAGAGCCUCAAGGAUGUGAAGGACGCAGUGGUGCGACACAGCCAGCUUGCGGCUGCUGUGGAGAACCUGAAGAGCAUCUUCUCAGUACCCGAGAUCGUGAGGGAAACCCAGGACCUCAUAGAACAAGGAGAGCUCCUGCAAGCCCAUCGUAAACUCAUGGACCUGGAGUGCUCCCGGGAUGGGCUGAUGUAUGAGCAGUACCGCAUGGACAGUGGGAACACUCGAGAUAUGACCCUCAUACACAGCUACUUUGGGAGCACUCAGGGACUCUCUGAUGAGCUGGCCAAACAGCUAUGGAUGGUACUGCAGAGGGCACUGGUCACUGUCCGCCGUGACCCUACUCUCCUGGUCUCAGUCGUCAGGAUCAUCGAAAGGGAAGAAAAAAUCGACAGGCGCAUCCUUGAUCGGAAAAAGCAAACAGGCUUUGUUCCUCCUGGGAGGCCCAAGAAUUGGAAGGAGAAGAUGUUUGCAAUCCUGGACAGAACUGUGACCACGCGGAUUGAGGGGACCCAGGCUGAUACUAGGGAGUCUGACAAGAUGUGGCUUGUGCGCCAUUUGGAGAUCAUCCGGAAGUAUGUCCUGGAUGACCUCCUAGUGACCAAGAACCUCAUGGUGCAGUGUUUUCCUCCACAUUAUGAGAUCUUUAAGCACCUCCUGCAAAUGUACCACCAGGCCCUAAGCACACGCAUGCAGGAGCUCGCAACUGAAGAUCUAGAAGCAAAUGAGAUUGUGAGCCUUUUGACAUGGGUCUUAAACACCUAUACCAGCGCAGAGAUGAUGGGGAACAUGGAGCUGGCCCCAGAGGUGGAUGCUAGCAGCCUGGACUCUCUCCUGUCUCCACACAUGGUCUCAGAGCUGCUCGAUACCUACAUGUCAACCCUCACGUCCAAUAUCAUUGCCUGGCUGCGAAAAGCACUAGAAACUGACAAGAAAGAUUGGGUACGAGAGACGGAACCAGAAGCUGACCAGGAUGGCUACUACCAGACCACACUCCCUGCCAUUGUGUUCCAGAUGUUUGAACAGAACCUUCAAGUUGCUGCUCAGAUCAGUGAGGACUUAAAGACAAAAGUGUUGGUUCUGUGUCUUCAGCAGAUGAGUUCUUUCUUAAGCAGGUAUAAAGAGGAAGCUCAGUUGUACAAGGAGGAUCACCUUCGUAACCGCCAGUACCCACAGUGCUAUGUACACUACAUGGUUGCCAUCAUCAACAAUUGCCAGACCUUCAAAGAGUCUGUAGUCAGUCUGAAAAGGAAGUACAUGAAGAGUACUAUGGACUCAGACCUGGCCCUGAGCCAGCCCAGUGUGGAUGGGAUUCUGGACAGCAUUGCACAGGACGGCUGCGGUAGUUUGCUGGAAGAGGUCUUCCUGGAUCUAGAGCAACAUCUCAAUGAACUGAUGACAAAGAAGUGGCUUCUUGGCUCCAAUGCUGUUGACAUUAUCUGUGUCACAGUGGAGGACUACUUCAAUGACUUUGCCCGAAUUAAGAAGCCAUACAAAAAGAGGCUGACAGCUGAGGCACACCGGCGUGUGGUGGUGGAGUACCUGAGGGCUGUCAUGCAGAAGCGUAUCUCCUUCCGGAACGCAGAGGAACGCAAGGAGGGCGCUGAGAAGAUGGUCAGGGAAGCUGAGCAGUUACGAUUCCUAUUCCGGAAGCUAUCUUCUGGACUUGGUGAAGAAACAGAUGGACACUGUGACACCAUUGUUGCUGUUGCUGAGGUCAUCAAGCUGACAGACCCUUCUCUGCUCUAUCUAGAAGUCUCAACACUGGUCAGCAAGUACCCAGAUAUUAGGGAUGAGCACAUUGGAGCGUUACUGGCCAUGCGAGGAGAUGCCAGCAGGGACAUGAAGCAGACUAUCAUUGAAACUCUGGAGCAAGGUCCUGCUCAGGCCAACCCCAACUAUGUGCCCAUCUUUAAGGAAAUUACUGUCCCCAGUCUGAACGUAGCCAAGCUCCUCAAGUAGCCCUUGCUACACCCUAUGCUGAGUCAUAUGCCAUAGUUAGAACUCAAGCCAUGCUGAGUUACUCCUAUGAGACUCCCAAGUGUGAGAACCUCUUUGGUGAGGAAAGACUAUGGGAGGGGCCCUGGGUUCCAGAGUGAGCACUCUUUCACUCUGCUGUAUAAUAAAAGUGGUCAUAUCUGAGA